CUUUUUCAUUGGACAUUUAGAUAUCUUUUUUCCUGGUAGUUUACACGUGAAAUCGAAAGCUGUGUUUUGGCUCAUAAAUCAAAGUCUUGAAGCUAGCAUGGCUGCAGCGCCCAGAGGAAGAGGUGGAAGGGCAACAUUGCAUGAGUUACAACAAGUGGGGGUUGAUUUCCUCGAUUAUUUGAAUCUCCAGGGCAUAGCUGGAAGUGUUCCAAAGGGGUUACUGAAGGACAUCUUUAACAACCAGUACAAGCCAUAUGUUGCACAGAGAAACAGUGAAGGUGGCGGGCAACAGCUACGAGUGAGGAAUUUCAGUACUGUAUUGUUUGCUCUAAAAAUACACAGGCAUGUCCAUAAAACAAAUGGCAUGAUUGUUUUACAACCUGGCAGUGAUCAGGGCGGACGUGCCAAUAGUCGAAGCAAGAAACGGAGAAAGAAUCAGAAGAGUAGAAUUGCAGCCAGAUUUCCAGAACCUGGUGAAGACCCGAAAAGAAGCACUGCAACACCAGACAAUGAAGAGGGACCAAUGUCCAGAAGAAAGCAAGGAAAAAAGGGACGCCUUGCAGUCGACCAGUUUAUAUCUUUGUCAGCAAAAUCAAAAGAUUCACCAAAUGUUUCUGAGAAAAAGUCAGAAGACAGUCCCACAAAGCAGAACAAGUUUCACUUGUGCCAAAUUUGCAAGGUGAAUUGCUGCACCGAAUUAGAAUUGGAGAAACACUCAAAAGGGAAAAGACACAGAGUGCAGUCUCUAGUUUAUAAUCUUAGAGCCAACAGAGACCAGUACAUUUCUGACAAGUUUGACAUCACCAUCACUAGCACUGUAGAACUGAUCAAGGGAUGCUACAAAUUUGACUUGACAGAGAAAGUGACAACUGAGAUCAAUUUGACCAUAAAGAACAUGAGUACCAGUGAGUCGGUCAUUCUGGAACACUGUGAAAUGUUAAAACGUCUACGGGUGUUCAGUUUGAGUGACCCUGGUAGAGUGACGGAUGGCAUAGCAACUAAAACCAUCCUAGCAGGUGAUUCCUACAAUAUUACUGUGAGAGCCAAAGCCCCUUAUGUUGGGAUCUAUAGAGUUCCUGUUGCUUUCCACUUCAAAAGACCAAAUUCCCCCACAGAGAACAUACAUAUUAUCAGGUAUCUGUGUGCUUGGUGUCAAAAUGAUGACAUUUGUCAGCUCCAGCCUACAGCUCCCUUCAGACGCCCUCCCAGAGUAGCUCUAGGCAGGCAGGGGACGGAGAUCAUAGAUGGCUUGCCAGUUCCUAAAGAUGGCAGAGAAGAGCUAGAAAGGGAGAUAGAACUAGGUCCUUACCCUAUUCCUCCAGUACUCCGUAGACUGAUGAACAGAGGUCUUGAGGCAACAGGCAACAUGUCACUAGAAGAUAGGACAGAACUAGACAACCUCAUAGAAAAUCUGGAAGGCCAGUUGAACUUCCAGACUCAUAGAAGGCGUUUUGCCUCUUUACUUCAUAUGGAAGAAGCUCAGAUGGAAGUGGAUAUACGUAAAUAUGACAUGGAGGCUGAAACCAUGACGAUAUCCAAUACUAAUCCCAGAUUGCUGGUUCUGAAGGUGCCUGGACUGGCAGAGAACAGGCCAUCUAUCCUGAAAGGUGAUUGGCUGUUUGUGAGAGAAUACAAGUCAAAUGGCCAAUUAGAAGACAGGGAAUAUAAGGGCUAUGUCCAUCAGGUCAUGUUGAAUGAAGUUGCACUAGGCUUCAGUAACAAAUUAUUGGAGAAUUUCAUUCCAGGAAAGAAGUUCAGUGUAAGAUUUACUUUUGGUCGUCUGCCUCUUCGUGUCCAGCACAGGGCUGUGGCACUGGCAGAUGAACACAGCUUGGAAGAUCUCCUGUUCCCUGUGGCAGAAAGGGCUUGCAAAUGGGGAACAAUCAUACCAGUGGAUUCUGAUCUCAGAUUUUAUGACAGACAACUGGAAAGCAAUGCUGAGCAACGCCAGGCAGUGGUCCACAUCGUGGCGGGGACAUCCAGACCUGUCCCCUAUCUGAUAUUUGGACCUCCAGGAACAGGAAAAACAGUGACCUUGGUGGAAGCUUUGAAACAGGUUGUGAAAUGUAUCCCAUCAUCCCACAUUCUUGCCUGUGCGCCAUCUAACAGCGCCACUGAUCUUAUUGCUCACCGACUGCUAAAACAUCUUCCAAAGAAGCAAGUUUUAAGAAUGCAUGCUUUUUCCAGAGAUUGGAGAGACUUACCUGAUGACUUGAGGGAGUGCUCAAAUUAUGAUCCAGGAAGAAAGCAAUAUUUCUAUCCCAAGAAAAGUGAGUUGAUGAAGUAUAAAGUGGUUGUUUGCACAUUGGUAACGGCCGGAAGGAUUGCCUCAGCCAAUUUUCCACCAGGGCACUUCACGCACAUUUUCAUUGACGAGGCCGGUCAUGCCGUGGAGCCAGAAGGUUUGAUUGCGUUAGCUGGAAUUUUGGAGUGUGACGUUAAGAGCAAAGAUGGCGGUCAGGUGGUACUGGCAGGUGAUCCCAAACAACUUGGACCAAUUUUGAGGUCCCCCUUGGCCAUUAAAUAUGGACUGGGACUUUCACUCUUAGAAAGAUACAUGACCUACUGUGAUGUGUACAAGAAGAGGGGUGGUUCGAGUCCUGGCUCAGAUGAUGACGAUCAAGAUGUACUGUACAAACGUGAAGGCCAUUACAACCCAUUCCUCCUCACAAAACUCCUCAAAAACUACAGAUCACAUCCUGCUAUCCUCAAGCUUCCAAACGAACAGUUCUACGACAAUGAGCUAGAAGCCUGUGCUGACCGACUUGCCAGGGAGUCCCUCUGCAACUGGGAAGGUUUACCAAAAACGGGGUGUCCCUUUGUAUUCCAUGGAGUGGUUGGGGAGGACAUGAGGGAGGAAAGGAGUCCAUCGUUCUUCAAUCCAGAAGAAGCAACUAUUGUGUUGGGAUAUGUGGAGAAGCUACUGGAAGCCAGAGGCAUCCGCGUCUUGCAGAAUGAAAUUGGAAUUAUUUCUCCCUACAGAAAACAAGUUCAAAAACUGAGGCAACUGCUGUUCAAGAAAAACUUUCGGGACAUCAAGGUGGGCAGUGUGGAGGAAUUCCAGGGUCAGGAGAGACGGGUCAUCAUGGUGUCCACCGUGAGGAGUAACCCCAAUUACCUGGCUAUGGACGCAGAGUUCAAGCUGGGCUUUUUAAAGAACCCAAAGAGGUUUAAUGUGUCGAUCACAAGAGCAAAGGCCCUAUUGAUUGUUGUAGGGAAUCCAUUUCUUCUUUCGCAAGAUGAACACUGGAACAGUUUCCUUAAGUACUGCCUCGAGAAUCAGGCGUACACGGGGUGCGAUUACGAUGACCCUACUGAUCAGCUCGACGAUGUCGUAGAGAGGUUUGCUGCAGUGAAUAUUAAGCAGUCAGAUGUGACCAUGGAUGUCAGCCAGAUUCAGUUGCAAGAGGACCCCGAGUGGAGAGGAGAGGCCUAAUUUUAACUCUGUAUUCUCAACUGUAUUCUCAACUCAGAUUCUUCUGUGAUCAAGAGGAUAUGCAAGAUAUUUUACAAGGGGACCCUGAAUUUGAAAAUCAAAAUAUUAUGACGAAUUAGACAUGGAGGCUAGAGAAACUGACAUAAUAUAAUAUUGUUGACCACGAUAUAAAGCUGCCUCAUGUAUAUAUUAAACAAUGACAUCUACCUGUAAAUGCAGACUUAUCAAACCUUGCAAGUUCAUCUUUUUUUCUGGAGAAUGGUACAUUCAAGUGACACGACGUUUAUUAUGAAACAAUUGAGGAUAUUACUUACUGAAGCCGUAUUUGAUGGUGCUUGAAACUGUGGGCAUUUUUGUCACUUGAUUUUAGAGAGAUUUUGAUAGAUAUCAUGUAGUCAAAUUAGGUGCAACUCUGUUAAAGAACUUGUGAAUCACUUAUUGUAUGAAAAUAAUCAAAAUUGGGGUUUGAAUAAUGCUUCAAUAAUUGUCUUAAUCAUUUUGACUUGGGCCUAUUUUAUCUGUGAAUAUCAAAUUUUAAUAUUUUUAAUAACAUUUUAUCAGUAUAUUUCAGAUAUGCUUUAUGAAAAAGUUUUAAAUUGACAGGAGUAUUUUUAUAAUAAGUCAGUUUUAGAAAUCAAAUUGAUUCUAUACUAGUGAAAAUGUAAAAUUCCAGAGUAUAUUUUUAACCAAUGUUUUCUGUAAUGCAUCAUACAGUGUGACUGUGUUUGUUCUCACCCUAUGGGGAGGCAGAGCCUUCAAACUAACUCUAUUCCUUGCGCUUGCUUUACUAAAUGUUUGAAGUUGGUUUGUAGUCUAAAAUCUGAGCCUAUAAAGACUUAGCUGGCUAAGUUGCACUUCACAGUUGUAAGAAUCUUACAGAUAGCCUAGGCCAGAAAUAACUGAUAAGUUGCAAUGACUCACUGUAAAAAAGGUUGGUAGAUUGCAUGAAUCUAUUUGUGGUCUAAAUUUUGUCUUUUAUGCAUAUGUUUAAUGAAAAUAGCAUCCAAAGGUUAAGGUUGGGCUUUCACUACACCAAUCCCCUAUCCCAUUUUUUCAUUUACAAAAUGGCAAAAAUAAAAAUAGGUGCAAGAAAAGUUC
Messenger RNA from Lingula anatina, 4534 nucleotides. RefSeq names its product RNA helicase MOV-10. The record is from RefSeq and is a predicted model, not a curated record. Lineage: Eukaryota; Metazoa; Brachiopoda; Lingulata; Lingulida; Lingulidae. Gene Ontology annotation, molecular function: RNA binding; 5'-3' RNA helicase activity; ATP hydrolysis activity.